Eutrema salsugineum is the source of this 2107-nucleotide messenger RNA. Its product is annotated as pre-mRNA-processing factor 19 homolog 2. Gene Ontology annotation, cellular component: Prp19 complex; U2-type catalytic step 1 spliceosome; cytoplasm. Lineage: Eukaryota; Viridiplantae; Streptophyta; Magnoliopsida; Brassicales; Brassicaceae. The transcript is spliced from 18 exons. The record is from RefSeq and is a predicted model, not a curated record. Bases 163 to 1740 code for a protein of 525 amino acids. Gene Ontology annotation, molecular function: protein binding; ubiquitin protein ligase activity. Gene Ontology annotation, biological process: DNA repair; protein ubiquitination; mRNA splicing, via spliceosome.
CACUGAGUGAAUCUUCCUCUCUUUCUUCAGCAAUUUCCCGGCUUCCGCGAUUUUGCUUUGUAGCGCCGGACCGGAGAAGAUAAAACCCUAGCUCCGCCACUCACAGGGAGUUCCAGUUUACACCAACUGCUUCUGCUGCUUCGUAUAGUCGUUCUCUACACGAUGAACUGUACAAUUUCCGGAGAAAUUCCCGAGGAGCCAGUUGUUUCUACGAAGUCAGGUUUGCUCUUCGAGAGGCGAUUAAUAGAAAGGCAUAUAUCGGAUUAUGGGAAGUGCCCGGUUACUGGAGAACCUCUUAGCAUUGAUGACAUUGUUCCCAUCAAAACUGGGAAGAUCAUAAAGCCAAAACCAUUGCAUACAGCUAGCAUCCCUGGAUUACUCGGAACGUUCCAGAAUGAAUGGGACGGUUUAAUGCUAUCAAAUUUUGCACUGGAGCAACAACUACAUACUGCUAGGCAAGAGCUAAGUCAUGCCUUGUAUCAGCAUGAUUCUGCUUGUCGUGUGAUUGCUAGACUUAAAAAAGAAAGAGAUGAAGCACGCCAAUUGCUUGCAGAGGUUGAAAGACAUAUACCUGCAGUCCCAGAAGCUGUGAUAACUAGUGCUGCUAUGAGUAAUGGUAAACGAGCUGCCGGUGCUGAAGAAAUGGGUCCUGGCGCGAAGAAAUUGUGUCCUGGCAUUUCAGCUGAAAUUAUCACGGAAUUGACAGAUUGUAAUGCUGCUCUUUCCCAGAAGCGCAAAAAGCGACAGAUUUCUCAAACAUUGGCUUCAAUUGAUGCUUUGGAGAGGUUCACUCAGCUAUCAAGCCACCCACUUCACAAGACCAACAAACCGGGCAUCUGUUCAAUGGACAUUCUACAUUCUAAGGAUGUCAUUGCUACUGGAGGGGUUGAUUCAACUGCUGUUAUCUUUGAUCGCCCUUCAGGGCAAAUCUUGUCUACACUGACUGGCCACUCGAAAAAGGUUACAAGUGUAAAAUUUGUAGGAGACACUGAUCUUGUUUUGACUGCUUCGGCUGACAAGACAGUCCGUAUCUGGCGGGAUUCUGGGGCUGGGAACUAUGCUUGUGGGUAUACAUUGAAUGAUCACUCUGCAGAGGUGCGAGCUGUAACUGUACAUGCCACAAAUAAAUACUUUGUGUCGGCAUCUCUUGACAGUACAUGGUGCUUCUACGAUCUUUCCUCUGGCAUAUGCCUUGCAAAGGUAUCGGAUGAUUCAGAGAAAGUAGAUUACACGGCAGCUGCUUUUCAUCCUGAUGGUCUCAUUCUCGGAACCGGUACUUCUCAAGCUGUUGUCAAAAUUUGGGAUGUGAAAAGUCAGGCAAAUGUGGCGAAGUUUGAUGGACACACAGGGGAAAUUACCUCAAUAUCUUUCUCUGAAAAUGGUUAUUUCCUUGCGACUGCUGCCGAGGAUGGUGUUAGGCUGUGGGACCUGCGCAAGUUAAGGAACUUCAAGUCAUUCUUAUCUGCAGAUGCAAACUCUGUGGAGUUUGAUCCUAGCGGAUCGUAUCUUGGUAUUGCUGCAUCAGAUAUCAGACUAUACCAGACGGCGAGUGUGAAAGCUGAAUGGAACCUUAUCAAGACACUCCCAGAUCUCUCCGGCACUGGUAAAGCUACGUGUGUGAAGUUUGGUCCAGAUGCACAAUACGUUGCUGUUGGUUCAAUGGACCGUAACCUACGGAUAUUUGGUCUUCCUGGGGACGAGAAAGCCGACGCCGAAGAUGACUCUGCACAAGACUCGUGAAGAAUCCGAUAAAAAACUUAGUCAGAAAUGUUCAUCUCCGGUUACAUCUCCCUCGAAUCUCAACUUCUGUUGUGUCUUACAGUUUUCACAGCUAUGGGGAAAAUUUGGUAGUUGUGAAUCGUUGAAUUCAAACGAUCACACUCGCACACACUUGAGUUUUCUUACUCUAUUUCUCCAUCUGAUAGGCUCUUUCUAAUAUCUGUCUUUUGUACCCUAAAAAUCUGUACCAAAUUUGUUCUUUCCGUUGCCACUCAUCGAAACUAAGAUGAAGUUAAGACGUUUUUCAGUGUAGAGUCUAAACCGAUCGGGUUAGAUCGGAUUUGGUACUACUUAGAGCUCUCUGUUCUAUACCAAGGUCGUUUGCUUA